This is a messenger RNA of Microtus ochrogaster (prairie vole), 1628 nucleotides long. It is a transcript of the gene Mxra7, whose product is annotated as matrix remodeling associated 7. Lineage: Eukaryota; Metazoa; Chordata; Mammalia; Rodentia; Cricetidae. The record is from RefSeq and is a predicted model, not a curated record.
GGCACUCGGCGGCCGCGGCGCGAUGGAGGCGCCGGCCGAAUUGCUGGCCGCUCUGCCCGCGCUGGCCACAGCGUUGGCACUGCUGCUUGCUUGGCUGCUGCUGCGGCGUGGGGCGGCCCCGGCCUCGGCCCCGGCCCCGGAACGCGCGUCCCCGACUGAGGCCCCCGGGGCUCCGGCACCGCCUGAGCCUCCCGAGCCCAGCGCCUCGGAGCCCUCACCCGCGGGGCCGCCCCAGCCCGAGCGCAUGGAGGAGCCGAGAGAGCCCGUGGCGGAGGAGCCGGCGGACGAGGGGAGACAGGAUGAAGAGCAGGACUCAGACAGUGAGACGGGGCUGCCCACUGAAGAACCUGAGGAAGAGGAUGGAGCGGCCUUCUCCUUUAAGUACAGCCCUGGGCAGCUGAGGGGAAGCCAGUACAAGAGGAUGAUGACCAAAGAAGAGCUGGAGGAGGAGCAGAGAGUGCAGAAAGAACAGCUGGCUGCCAUCUUCAAGCUCAUGAAAGACAACAAGGAGACGUUUGGCGAGAUGACUGACGGCGACAUGCAGGAGCAGCUCCGGCUCUAUGACAUGUAGGCCUGUGGCCCAGCAAGACGUGACCCAGGACAUCCAGACAACCCUGAGGGACUUGGUCCAGGCGGUUGUGAUCCCCAGACUUUUGAAGGACAGUCUCGUAAACACAGAUAGCGUGGUGUGUUGUAUAAGGAUUCGCCCGGCCCCUGCAAUUUUGAUGUCCUGUUUGAGGAAUCGGCAUUGUUUUCUUCAGAGGAGGAAACCCCUGACUCCUCUGGCUUCAGCUCGCUGGUGAGGCUCCAGCUAUGUCAUCUACAGACCUAGGGCAGGUGGUCCCGGGAAGCUGAUGAGGGCUUGGUGCUUGGACCCUGAGCACAUUGUGUAGACAGAAUAGGGGGUGCUAUAGGGGUGAUGGGUGUUACCUAGUAACCCUAUACUCUUCAUUCUGCCCUAGGGGUAUUUCUGGAGGUAUCUGGGGUGGCAGCAGAUAGUCUGAUUGAAAGGCUCAGCUGUUCCCCUGGGAUGGAACAGUGGGGUCAGCAGUAGCUGCCACUGCCAACGCUCACCUCCAGGACAGUCAUGACUUGAACUAGUUUGGCACAAGCUGGACACUGUAGGCACAAAAAAUAAAACACACAACAGGACCUGGGGUAGAACACUUGGUUAGCAAGUUCAAAGCCCCUGAGUUCCACCCCCUCCUCCCCCCACCUACCACCCCAGAAUGACAGCGUGAUCCGUGCCUUUGGUGAGACUACAAGCCCUUUAGAAAAUGAGAAAGAACCAGAGAGCAUCCAGGGAAAUGCUCCAGUGUCCCAGAAUAAUGCCUGCGUCGCAUUAAUAAUAGACUGCUCCAUGAUGAUGGGAAUGAGUGAGCCACAGUAGCCCCAUCAUGCCCACCAAUCCCACUUCUUGUCACUUAGCCGGAAAGUUCAUAGCCUGGGCAAACCGAAUCUAGGGUAUGCUGAGGACAGGGAGCGGGAAAGCUCUUAAGACCGACUUUUAUUUGCUAAAAUAAAACUAAAUCAAUAUAAAGAUAUAGCUCAAACUAUGGGGAGCAGAAUUAAUAUUUUAAAGAUUUAUGUUAGCCAGUUAUGGUGGCACACACUUUUAAUCCCAGUCU